GCUAAGUGGCGCUACUGUAGAAUGUUACUUCUUCGCAUGCGAACUGUUUAACCAUUUGACGUUUGUGUCCAUCAAAAAACGUCGCCAUUACAGUGUUUAUAGCGACGAUUGUAUUUCAAAGUGUAAUAAAAAAUUCUAAAUAAUUGGCGAAUGGAAUAUAAUUUGCUCGUUUUCUUCAGUACGGGAAGCGGAAAUUAAGGGCCGACAAGCGGCGAGAUGUUUGUACCUCCGCCAGUUGAACAGCAAUUUCGCAUGGACCCAAAUAUGACGCUUCUGCAUUCCUCAAGUCAAAUACACAACGUCCAUCCUAGGAGGAAAAACAACAGAAAUACUUUACACGGAAUGCAGGCUGAACGCUUGUCUCUGAGCGAAGAGGCUAAAUUGGAGAUGGCGUCGUUGCCGACCAAAACUCCUGUUUCAGUACUUCAGGAGUUAUUAAGUCGUCGUGGGGCGACGCCUAAGUACGAACUAGUCCAAAUCGAGGGGGCUAUUCACGAACCUAUAUUCCGCUACAGGGUGUUUAUUAAUAACGAUUUGGUUGCUACUGGAACAGGGAGGUCGAAAAAAGACGCCAAACACGCUGCUGCGAAGAAUCUGCUUGAUGUUUUGGUCGGCAAACAGAGUCCAGAACAAGCCAACGCUUCUAACGGGACUCCCGGAGCCAACGAUAUUACAGCUCAAGUGGUGUCUCCGUUUGAUGAUAAAGUUAUGGGGAACCCUAUCGGUUGGCUCCAGGAGAUGUGCAUGUCUCGGAGAUGGCCUCCACCGUCCUAUGAGAUGGAACAUGAGGAAGGUCUUCCACACGAACGCCAGUUCACGAUAGCUUGUCAAGUGUUAAAAUUCAAAGAAGUCGGUACUGGCAAGUCAAAAAAAUUAGCUAAAAGAAUGGCAGCACACAAAAUGUGGCAGGCCCUGCAAGAUAUGCCUCUAGAGGGCAAUAAUCUGCCGCAAGGUUACGACGACGAUGAAGAGUUGGCGGCGAAAAUGUGUAACUUACAAGGACGCUACAGUGGUCUGAAAGAUAGUAAAAUACCGACACUCAACAUACAACACACCCAAAAGGUGUCACAGUUUCACAAAGCCCUCAAGCAGUCCAAUGGGCCGAAGCUAAAGGAGUUGCAGAACAUAGUUCUCAACAGCAAAGACUUCAACUUCAUUCAGUUUUUGCAUGAAAUUGCGUCCGAGCAACAAUUUGAAGUAACUUAUGUCGAUAUAGAGGAGAAAGCACUAUCUGGCAAAAGUCAGUGCUUAGUACAGCUUUCUACAUUACCGGUAGCGGUGUGUUACGGUGCCGGAGCGACACCGAAGGAAGCGCAAUCAGCGGCUGCUUUGAAUGCACUCGAAUAUUUAAGAAUAAUGAGCAAGAAGUGAAUUUCGAGCUUAUGAUCGUUUACACUUCAAACAUCUGCAACUUUUUUAUUUAAUUUGUUUUUAUUGUGUAUACUUAUUUAGGCUAAUCCAUGUUGAGAUGUUUUUAAGUGUAGCCGAGUCAUUUUUUCAAACAAAAAUGUAUCAAGAUGCAUGUGCUUUCCCUACAUGCAUUUUGCUUUUCUUCUCGAUCGGCGCCAUUUUGGUAACACGUGAUGGAUGAAUCUUGGGCGGCGUCGACAAUUUUACGAUUACAUACAUCACAGUCAGUUGGGCACUUUUUAUUGUGUAUUGUUCAAAUGCGAAACAAUAAAAACUGUGCGACUUAUUAACGAGAAGGAACGCACCUAAUUUUACAAGCUAUACUUUGCAUAGAAUUAGUGGUUUUUUUCGAGACUAUGUAUGUCGUUUUUUAUAUUUUUGUGUUUGUGUGUGUGUUAAUGCACUCAAGCAGAAAAUGAUUUUUUAAAAGGUGUCUAUUAUUAAGAGUAGUGAUGUUUAGGUACCUAGCUUUAGCAUUCCACUAUAUAGGCACUAGAACUUGAGUUGUAAUGUUGGGUGCCCCCAUAUAACAUGUUGUACAUAUUUAUAUUGUGUAAAGGGAGCAUUUAUUUAAUGCAAAGUAUAGAGGUUGUACCCCUGUUUCCCCAGAAUUAACAUAUAUGUCAAUAGAAGCUAAUGUUAAGAUCAAGUACAUCAAUUCGGACAAUAUUGUUUUUCCUUUAUUAUGUUCUACUUGAGCCAUAUCGAUAUUGAUGUGUAUGCUAAUUGAAAAUAAAAUAAUAGCUUACAAAAA
Messenger RNA from Tribolium castaneum (red flour beetle), 2164 nucleotides. Its product is annotated as RISC-loading complex subunit tarbp2. The transcript is spliced from 7 exons. Gene Ontology annotation, biological process: regulation of regulatory ncRNA processing; siRNA processing. Gene Ontology annotation, molecular function: siRNA binding; double-stranded RNA binding. Lineage: Eukaryota; Metazoa; Arthropoda; Insecta; Coleoptera; Tenebrionidae. Gene Ontology annotation, cellular component: RISC-loading complex; cytoplasm; RISC complex. The record is from RefSeq and is a predicted model, not a curated record. Bases 217 to 1371 code for a protein of 384 amino acids.